GAGUCGUAUCUGCAAUCUUAGGAUUGGUGAGUGAUUCAGUGCGCAGGGACUUUGUGGUUGACUUCCCCGCUGACAUGUGGGCACAAGGGCGCCCUUUUCCGCUACAGGUGACGCUUCGCUUGCUGCUGCUGCUGCCGCUUGCGCACUUCGCUCCCUAUCUCCUUGCCGAGAUCUUUGGGGAUUCUUCAAGCCUUGCACUACGAUGUCUACGGCUGACUCCAGGAAGGGUUGACGUUUGGUUGUAUGGUGUCAAGAUCAACCCCUAUGAAGAGUUGCCUCCACUUCCUGAGCUGCCUGAGUCAGAGCUGCACAUCAUGCAACCACUUCCAUGCGACAUGACCACGUUUGAAGAAGGCCCUUUUCAAGGACGAAGUUUUGUGGAAGUUGCUUCCUACCCAGCACCUGAGGAUGUCAUGUAUGCCACACAGGUCAUAGAAAUGGCUUUGACGAACAAGCCAGUGGCAGCUGAGGUUUAUCGUUUUGCUGCAUACCUCUAUGCCAGGUUGAAGUUGGUCUCCCUUUCUGCGAUGAUGUUGCUGAAGUCAAGUUCUAUGGAGCCACAUCAACUUCUUGGCAAGAGGACUCAAGACCCCAGUGCCAUGGAAGCAGCACGAGCCAUUCAAGUUCCACUUCAACAAAAUCCCUUAGAUUUUCAACAUGUUUCUGUUCAUUUUUGUGAUGUGAUGAUCGGUGAAAAUGCCGAUGAACAGCAUGGUGACCUUGUGGACUUUUCCGACGGUUCAGUCGAUGUCACCGUGAACUAUGCGCUCACGGCUUCUGAUGCGCCCGGACUUGCAAUCUUGGACAGUGGCUGCACAAGAACUAUGCAUGGCAGCGAGUGGUCCUCUGCUUUUGAAGAUGCUCUCAAGCAGUAUGACCUGAUGCCCCAGACCAAGAGCAAGCUUCAGCGUUUCCGAGGCGUUGGUGGCGAGACUGUCUCCGACCUCUCCAACAGCACAGUUUCCUUCAAGGCAUUGGGCGUUCAGAAUUUUCCUUUGAUCAAGACAUCACGGCCGUCAGCCUUUUGGACUGUGGCGACGACCCACAUGGCUCUUUUCCCAGCUUUGCCAUUCCCAAGCUGGAAGCUGCAGAUUGGACUUUCUCUGCAGAGGCCUCUGGACUUAGGCCUGAGGCUCCUGGACUUGAGCCCAAGGGCACUGGAUUUUGCCCGUCGUCCAAUAAUGGCGACCAAGAGCCAGAUGCAUCGCGACUACUCACUUCCAAGCGAUGCUAUGUCCAGUACGGGUGGGGACUCAGCCACUGACUCACCAGUGAACUACGGCAUGAUCUGCGAAGAUGAAGAGUCCUUUUGGCAGAUGGUCUCCGAUGGAAGCUUCACAGUCAGAAAGACCACCAACCGCAAGGGCAACAAGCUUCAGACCAUGUGCAACCUUUUGGAGUCCGAAGAUUUGUCGAGGGCUCAGAAGCUUCAAGGUGCCAAGUCCUUUGUUGACGCGCGGCCUUUUGGACCUCCGCCGCAACAAACACCCUCGGCCCCAGCAAUGCGACAGCGAAAUCCACAUGCUGCGCCAAGAACACCCUUGAACACAGCGAUGCGACAGCCAAAUCGACUUGACGCACAUGGCUAUGGACCACAACGUGCUCCUGAUCCAACAUACCAAGAGUUUCGAGGCCCUUACCUUGCUGAUGAUGAGCCCUGGGAAGACUUUUGCCCUGGACUGCAAGCCUCGGUGAAGCGCCUUCGACUUCAAAAGCUGCGUGAUGCGUCAAGCGAUGAUGAUGAUGAUGAUGAUGACGACGUUGUGAUCAAGGAUGAUGGCCACACUGUGAACUUGUACAACUACCUCAACACUGAGUUCGCCUACAUGACCGGCAAAGCGGCCAAAAGCGAGAUCAACAUCAGGCAGCUUGAUCCUUCUGACCGAGCUCGUUUUGACGUUUCCAUGCAGAAGGAGUGGACUUCCUGGCAAUGUUUCGAUGCCGUCCAGGAGCUGUCUGAGGAGGAGAUCAAUAGCUUGCCACCGGAGACCAAAAUCAUUGGAGUCCUUCCGGGCACGCUCUUCAGGGCCCGUGUCAGCCUUUAUAGAACGAAAGAUGCCGGCCGAAGUUGGUGGAUCAAACUUUCACGUGAUGCUCAAGAAUGUGGCUGGCGCCUCUCCAAACUGGAACUUGCACUCUUUUACCAGUAUGAUUUGGAUGAAUCUGGAAAAGAAGUUUUGGCUGGAAUCAUGGGCAGCCAUGUUGAUGAUCUCAUUACAUGUGGCUUUGGCCCCAAGUACGACUCAGUGAUGAAGAUCCUCACCGAGAAGCUCCACUUAAAGCACAAGGAUGGUGAGUUUCUUUUUUGUGGAAAGAACUUGGUCCAAGGCGACGACAAGUCAAUCUCCUUGGAGCAGUCCUCCAAGAUCACCUUAGAGGACUGCAUUGUCUUCGUUUGCGCGGACUCCAGCUUUGCCAACACUGAAGGAUUGAAAUCCCAGUGUGGCUAUGUGAUUGGACUGAGCCUCCCUGAGCUGAAAGAUGGUGACGAGACCCCUGUCUUGAUCCUCGAGGGCGCAAUCUACGUUGUAUCUCUUUUGUGCGAGAUCUUGAAUCCUGGCAUCAGCAUCACUACGCUCGAGACUGAGUAUGCCCUUAAGAAGAUUCUGGCGUUCACCGACGCCAAAAGCCUUGAGAGCACGAUCACGAAGGACGCUGGCCAGCCAUCGGAUAAGAGGGUGAAGAUUUUGAUAGCCUUAAUCCGAGAGCUGAUGAAUGAUGAAUGCGAACCGAUUUGGCUCGAUACGAGCCAGAUGCUGGUGGAUGUGUUAACCAAACAAGGAUGCGAACGUGAACUUUUGCUGGAAGCACUUGAACAGUGCCGCUGGAAGGUAGCUCCAAGUGAUGAAGCCAUUCAGAAGAAGAUCGCAAUUCGUGCUGGCCGUCACAAUAGGACUGAGAUUGAGAGCCUGAGGCAGCUGCUAGAGUCAGCGCGCUUGAAUUUGACUGAGGUGCGAGAUCGGGUGGAGGAUCUGAGUCAGCAGAUGGAGGCAGACGAGGGAAAGGUGACCUUAGAAGCACUUCUCCUCUAUAGUGCGAAGGUACAGCUGAGGCGCUUGGCAUCGGCAGAUUGCUUGCCGGUUCCUUCCAAGGACAGCUCUUUCAAGGCCUGUGUCGGUCGAAGUACCGGCCUCGACUGCUGUAGAGGGACAGCUGGCCCGGCUUGCGUCUUUGAUGACCAAGUCGCCUCCCAGAGUAGGCGACUGGGGCCGAAGAAGCGAGUCAAUGUGCUUUCAGAGCCCGAGGAGGAUGAAGAGGGCGAGCCAAUUUUGGAGGAGCAGGGGGAAGCGAGAGAUCAGUGCCCGAGCCACGCCGUGGAGAAAGCCGUGGUUCAGCUCACGAAACUUGUGAGCAGUUUAGCCAAGGAGAAGAAGAACAGCAGGGGAUUAGAGGGCAUCUUGAUCGAUGGCAGCAGCGGGGAUCCUACGAGCAGCAGCUCGGGGGGUCGCAGCAAAGCAGCUGCAUACCAGCGCCUGAAGGCGGCUCUGACGGAGAAGCCGGAGUUGCUUUUUCAGAGCAUGGAAGAGAAGAUGGAAGAGGACUUCAACGGCGGAUGCGUCUGGGUCGAUGGAGCCGAUGAGGCCGAUGAGGCCGAUGGAGCCGAUGAGGCCGAUGGAGCUGAUGAGGCCGAUGAGGUUGAUGGAGCCGAUGAGGCCGAGGAGGCCGAUGGAGCGGAUGAGGCCGAUGAGGCCGAUGGAGCCGAUGAGGCCUUGUACUUUCAAUAUCUUUCUUGGCUGCUACGCGGACCGCGCGGACCAUGCACGCGGACCACGCGCACCGCGCGCAACACGCGGACCACGCGCACCACGCGCACCACGCGCACCACGCGAACCCCGCGGACCACGCGCACCACGCGGACCAGGCGGACCACGCGCACCACGCGCACCACGCGCACCACGCACCACGCGGACCACGCGGACCAGGCGGACCACGCGCACCACGCGCACCACGCGCACCACGCGCACCACGCGGACCACGACCGCGACUCGCACCACGCGAACCACCCACCACGCGACCCACGCGCACUCACGCAAACCACGCGGACCCAUGCGCACCACGCGGACCACGCGGACCACGCGACCACGCGCACUCACGCGACCACGCGCGCCACGCCCCACGCGAGCACGCGGCCACGCGCACCACGCGCACCACACGCCGACCACCUACGCGCGGACCACCACCACGCCCACACGCGCCACCACGCGCCACGCGGACCACGGACAUGCGGACCACGCGACCACGCGCACCACGCGUAUACCACGCGCACCACGCAGACAACGCGGACCACGCGGACCACGCGGACCACGCGGACCGCCUGCACCACGCGCACCACGCGCACCAAGCGCACCGCGCGGACCGCGCGGACCGCGCGCACCGCGCGCACGGACCACGCGGACCAUGCAUGCGGACGCAGCGCAGCGCGCCUCCUCGCUAAGCCAGGCGCACCAGGUUCCUUUACGCGAUGCACGCAGCAUACUGGACAAGGUGGAUAUUUGCUUCUCUGUGACAAUGCCGUCUUG
Molecule: messenger RNA, 4520 nt
Organism: Cladocopium goreaui
Lineage: Eukaryota; Dinophyceae; Suessiales; Symbiodiniaceae
Source: the annotation of a GenBank genome assembly